AUGUCGGCGCCCAAGAGCGUUUCGCGCGACAUUCGACGCUACUUCGCCGCGACGCCCGUCAUGCCUCCGGCUACCACAACGCUGCGCCCUUCGUCGCCGGCAGGGAGCGUUGAUGAACAAGACCCCUUAUUCAGCGAUACUGCGCAGCUGCGUCUCCCGGAGCUACGACCCGGACGAGCCCCACCUCAAGCCGCCACGUCGAUAAAUGGAACGGCACUGGGGCGGUCGCGAAUUGCCGUCGUGUUGAGCGCGUCACCGCGAAAGAGGCCUGCUUCUGCGGGACCCGGCAGGAGGAGGCACAAUGCGGGCGCGUCGCCGCCGCUCAAAAGACCAGCGGGCAUAAAGGAAACGCCCGUCCCGCUUCCCAAGAUACCGGGCUGGGCGGCCACUCCUUCGAGGAGAAGCUCAGCACAGCCGGCGUCGGCGCCAGAGACGAUGAGCAGCCGAGGGCGUCCAAAGGGCUGGAAGGCCGGAAUGUCAUACUCGGACAUGCGAGGCAACUCCCUGUCCGGCGCAAGGGUGCGGCAUGCCCGGGCGAAAGCACCUGCCCCGGGGUUCGCCAAGCGGCGCGGGCGGCCGCCCAAGACGCCGUCGCCGCCGCCUGGCGAAAUCUACCGCAGGCUGGAGCCGCAGUUUGUGGCGUUUCUAUGCGAGUGGGCGGGGUGCAAGGCCGAGCUGCACAAUCUGGAUACGCUACGCAGGCACAUCUACGUCGUGCACGGGCACAGCGGCGGCACGGGGCCUCGGUGCUGUCGGUGGAGGAAAUGCGCCAGCGCGCAGCCGGCGAGGGAGUUUACCGACAGCGACGAGUUCCGCGAACACAUGGAAGAGGCGCACCUUGUCCCGCUGGCCUGGCAUGUUGGCGACGGGCCGCAGAAUGGGGGCCAUGAUGCGCGUCGAGCCACGGGCGAGCCCAGCGGCGGCGGCGGCGAUGACGACAUCCCCGACUUUCUGAAGGAUGCGCAGGGGAACCAGGUGACGCCCUCGGUUCGCGACCAGGAAGUGGAGGACGUGAUAACGUGGCGGAUGAACCGGAGAAGACUAAAGGAGCUGCUGGCACGCAGGGACGAGAACCUGCCAGACGACGAUUCGGAGAGCGGCGGCCCAGACGAGACGUGA
Hirsutella rhossiliensis is the source of this 1119-nucleotide messenger RNA. RefSeq names its product transcription factor Zn, C2H2. The record is from RefSeq and is a predicted model, not a curated record. The coding region runs from base 1 to 1119 and encodes 372 amino acids. The transcript has a single exon. NCBI's taxonomy places the organism in Eukaryota, Fungi, Ascomycota, Sordariomycetes, Hypocreales, Ophiocordycipitaceae.